This is a messenger RNA of Lineus longissimus, 624 nucleotides long. RefSeq lists its product as uncharacterized. The transcript has a single exon. The record is from RefSeq and is a predicted model, not a curated record. Bases 1 to 624 code for a protein of 207 amino acids. NCBI's taxonomy places the organism in Eukaryota, Metazoa, Nemertea, Pilidiophora, Heteronemertea, Lineidae. Gene Ontology annotation, molecular function: nucleic acid binding.
AUGAAUGGGGAUCUUUUUGAAAAGUGGUUUAAAGAGGAACUGAUUCCAAGACUGCCACCAAGAGCGGUCAUUGUGAUGGAUAAUGCGAGUUAUCAUAGUGUACAAGUAGAGAAGCUCCCGACAUCAAGCACAGCAAAGGCAAACAUGCAAACGUGGCUAACUGACCAUAACAUCAGCUGGGAACAAAAUAUGACAAAGCCCGUCCUCUACAAUAUCAUCAAACAACACAAGGAUAAAUUUAAGAAAUUUAAGAUUGAUACAAUGGCAGAUGAGUCCGGUUUUAAGGUCUUACGUUUACCACCAUACCAUUGUGAUCUCAACCCAAUCGAACAAGUAUGGUCACAAAUUAAACGUUAUGUAUCGGGUUUGAACACAACAUUUAAAAUUCAGGAUGUAGAAAAACUCACGAAUGAAGCCAUUACACAUGUGACCCCAGAGCAAUGGAAAAACUAUUGUGCACAUGCGGAAAAAGAAGAAGCUAAGAUGUGGGAACUCGAUGGAUUAAUGGAGGAAGUCGUCGAGCGAGUGAUAAUUCAGAUUGGGGCAAAUGGGGAUAUUUCAUCCGAUGAACUUGAAUCAGAGAGUGAAAGUGACUGGGAGAAUGAAGUACAGGAGUUACAUUAA